UUGAGAGUUGCUGCUAACUGACACAGUAUGGUGUGAACUUCAGUUUUAGAUAUCUCUUUAUUUUACAUCACAAACGACUCUUUCUCUUUUAGGGUUUGUUUUCGGUCUUGAUGACUCAUUAUUAGCCUCUCGAUGUUUAUGUCACCGUUUUAUAUUUUUUACUAACAAUUUGGCGAAUUCUUUUUAAGUGAACAUCUAUGUGACAGAGGAUCGGUGUUACCCUGACAUGGCUGAGUUACUGCCACAACAGCCGCAGCCGGGCGAUAUAGACCCGGACUUCGAGCCUCUCUCUCGCCCGCGGUCCUGCACCUGGCCGCUGCCCCGGCCGGAGCUCAUCGACCCGGCCAGCUCCAACACAUCCUCCCCAGCACCGUCUGUGCAGCAGGAGCCAGCAGCAAACGCCGAGUUCAUCAGAAACCUCGACCUGGUGGAGGAGGACUAUAAAGAAUACUCAGAGCAGAAGCCGCUUUGCAAUGCUUUUCAGUGCCGGGAUAGCAACUGUGUGCAUCAUUACCCCCACCAACAUCAUCAUCAACACCAUCAUCAUCAGCUCCAACAGCAGCACCAGGUCCCGGGUCCACAGCUGUCGUCCCAGCAACAGGUGCCAAAUCCUGGGGUCCCACCUUUGGGUGGACCCGGGCAAAGGAAGAGCAGCUCGUCCCGGCGAAACGCCUGGGGGAACAUGUCCUACGCAGACCUGAUCACCAAAGCUAUAGACAGCUCACCUGAGAAGCGGCUGACCCUUUCUCAGAUUUACGACUGGAUGGUUAAGAGCGUGCCUUACUUCAAAGACAAAGGAGACAGCACCAGCUCCGCGGGCUGGAAGAACUCCAUCAGACACAACCUGUCCCUGCACAGUCGCUUUGUGCGCAUACAGAACGAGGGAACAGGAAAAAGCUCCUGGUGGAUGCUGAACCCAGAGGGAGGAAAGAAUGGAAAGUCACCUCGACGCAGAGCUACCUCCAUGGACAACAGCAAUAAGUUUGUCAAGAGUAGAGGAAGAGCCGCAAAGAAAAAGAUGGCUCUACAGGAAGGGCUUGAAGGAGGAGCAGGCAGUCCCAGUUCCCAGUACUCUACCUGGCUUGGAAGUCCAAACUCCCACAGCAACGAAGAUUUUGACACCUGGAAAACCUUUAGGACGCGUACCAGCUCUGAUGCCAGUACUCUGAGUGGUCGCCGUUCACCUUUCCCUUCUGAACAGGAUGAUGUGGGCGAGUCCGAUGGCCACAUAAUGUAUCCUGGAGUUGCUGGUGCUAAGAUAACCUCUACCCUGCCCAGCCUGUCUGAGGUGUCUGGAUCCAUGGGCCAGCAUCGCUCAGAAAAGGUCAUGGAUCUGCUGGAUAACCUUAACUUGCUGUCUCCUAAACCCUCCCAGCUCAGCCCUGACUCCUCACACUCCCCGCGCUCCUCAAACGCCGGCAUGCUUCAGAGUAGCCCCUAUAACUCCACUGGACUGACCCCACACCAGCAGCAAGACUACCAGAAGUGCUUGUAUAGUCAGGUGAGAAUGCACUCCCUGUCCCCUGCUCCUAUGCAGACACUUCCAGAGACUAAGCCCAGCUUUGGGGCUUACGAGAACCAGUAUAUCUUCCCUUCUGGGCUGUUGACAGGAGAACCAGACACCAGAAGGGACAUGAUGCACUCUGAAGUUGGGAGGGCAAGUUGUCCAAUACCUACUUAUAGCAGCCAAAGCCAUGUGGGUGGUCAUAAUGGAGUAAAAAUGAUGAAUCCCUCUCAGAGUCACCCACUUCCUCGUGUAAAUCCACAUACUCUGCAUAGCCAGGGUCCAGCUGCCUCACAAGACUUGAAUAGCUGUAACAUGAUACGCCUGACUAGCCAUUCAGGGCCCUCUCUUCGAAUGGCUGGUCCAAGGACGUGCAUGCAGCUCCCCCUCGGACUCCCUCCACACACUAAUGAUGCCUCAGUGACCUACGGCAGCAGCAACAGCUACAGAGAACUCAACUCUGUACACCCACACAGUCAUCAUCAUCAAGAGCACCUACCCAGUGAUCUGGACAGUGUGCCUACUGAAAGGUUUGAAUGUGACUUGGAGUCCGUCCUCCAUGACACACUCAUGGAUGGUGGGGGGCUGGACUUUAAUUUUGAUCCAGCAGCUGGGCCUCAUGGGUUUUCCCAGAGGGUGAAGACGACCACACACAACUGGGUGUCAGGGUAGCAUCGCAGAGAGGUUUUUCUCCACAUCACUCUACUGCUCACCUUCAUUCAGAGAGUGGAAUCCAAAGAAGCUUUCACCAUCAUUAUCCACAGAUCAGAAGAGGUUUAUCAGUCAUGUCCUGACGCAGAAAUAAGACGCAACCAUCACUGCAGUGAAUAUAAAACAGAGAGACAAGCCUGCAUAAGUGAACUACUUGUGAACUUGCUCUCAGCUACCUAUCAAAAACUGUAUGUAUGUUCAAAAGUAUGUAUGUUAUAAUACGUAAGAAGGAACCAGCGUAACACGAAUUUGUCUUUGUGCUACAAUCACACACGGGAAAACAAUGACUGCAGAAUGCAGAAUGACCAGUUGAUUACUGCAACUGUGUACAACGAACGCGUGAAUAAGUUCAAGUUUGAAUUUGUUGCUUCAGAGACACGCACCAGGUCUGCAACCACUUGCAGCCAAUAGCCGUAAAUGGCAAUAAGAUGGAGUCAGUUUGCUAUCAGGUUGGAGGAGGUCAAGCUGGCAAUUACAUGCAAUUUGUCUGCGAGAAUAUGGUAAUUAACUGUGAUAAAUCUGUUGCUGUCUACAUUAAACAGGUUUUUACACAAACUACUUACAUUCAGAGUCAAGCCAGAAGCUCGUAGAUUUGAAACAGAAAUUGUGAUGUAGCUGCUGCAAUUUAAUUGCAAAAUGACAUAGGUGCUUGUCAACCUUGCUGUUAUAUAGGAACAUAACGAGAAUAGAACCAGUUGGGUUUAGUCCUCUUUUGCAAAGAAACUGAUUUGUGUCUCAUCAGUGCAGACUGACUCAAACUGAUUAUGAUAUGUUGUCAGUGUGUCUGCAUUUAUAAAUCAGAUGACAAUUAUUUGCAAACCUUCUGCAAUCCGUGAGAGUAAUAGCAGUUAGAGUCCGACAAUGGUUGUUUGGUGACAGAUUUCCUCCCACCAGGCAAACUGCAAGCACCGAGAGGUUGAGUGCUGAACCUCUGAGCAGCCACUUAGUUACCACAAGUACUUGCAAUUGGUUUUCAACAGUAAAAAAAAAAUUUGUGUGAUCACCAGGUAAUUACCAUUCCUUUCUAGUUGCAAUGAGGUUGCAGUCUUAUUUUUACUCUAGCAUGAUUAGUGUAAAAGCUGUUUAGAGGCAUUUUGUUAAAAGGUACACUGGGAACACAAUAACUCUAUUUUCCAACACACAUUACUUUGUAGAUCUUGAAAGAUGAUUUAAAAAUAGUUCUUCACUUGCUACCCUGUGGUGCAAGGAGACAGCAUCAUGUAGGGUAACUAUGAAGGCAAGACAGACAAAGAGGCAUCUUCACCAAGAUGAAUCUUUCCACAUUAAAAAAUAAGUUACAUUAUCAAAUAGUGGCAUUUGAUCAAUUUUUUGAAAUUACAAGAACAAUUUGGAAAAUUAGCACCAGAUUCUUCAAAAGAGGACUUGAUAGCAUGUAAUCAGUAUAGUAUAUGAUUAUGACGCAAAUUAGUAAAGUAUUUCAGCUUUAAGAGAUUAUAUUUAGAAAUGUGUUUUAGGAACCAGCCAUCAACAGCAAAACAAUUACACUGUCAACCAGGAGAAAUCAUUACAGUUAACUGAUAAUCAAUAGAUAAAGUAGUGUAUCGUCUGAUCAGUAAUACCAAUUACAUUAUAGAGGAAAAGCUGUGUAUUGGAAAAAAGUGUAUAUCCACAAAAAUAUACCUCUGCAUAAUCACCACAUACAAAUUUAUGAAUCAAAUUAUGUUGUGAAGAACUUCAGUUGAGUAUCAGCUAUAUGUUCUCACUAUCAGAUGUGAUUAGAGACCUUGAAACAUGAGCUACACCAAAAUUGUUGCAGACCUACAUUUUAGUAGUUGACGAAUCUGCAAAUUUUAUUUUUUUGAUUAGUCAGCAAUUAUUUCAAUAACUCUCAACUUCACUUCAAGUCUGCCGUUGUAGCCCCACCUGAAACUAUAAAUAGGACAUUUAUAUACUGCAUGUUUUGCUUUUUAUUGUAAUCUGUUAAUUCUCGAUUUUGAACUUUGUGAAUCAUAUGUUUUGUAUAAUAUCCUGUAUGUAUUGUAUUGAGAUGGCUGCAGUUUCUUAAUCUAAAUCUAAGAGAAGGCUCAUAUAUAGAUCUCCACCAAUGCAAAUGUUCUAUUUUAUGUUAAUGUUGUUUUAAUGCAGUUUUUAACAGCAUUAAAACAAUUCUAGAGAAUUUUAGUGUUUGGAAAUACCUCUAAAUACUAAUGCUUUUUAAGUUUAUUUGGCCUCUUGGGGGGAAAGGUUAUCAGUGUAACAAUCACUGCAACAUAUAUUCAGUUUUUUACAGGAUUACAUGGACACUGUAAAUUCUACCAUGCGUUAAACAUUUCUGUAAAAACUGUACUGGAUAAUUUAAAGAGUGAAAUGUGUUUUUCAUGACUUUCUCAGAUCAAAAGGAUAUUUUUGGGAAUGUGAGGUUGAUUAAAAGGCCGGUAGUAGUGAAAUCCUAAAAUAGCUGGAAAUAUGUAAUGGUUGAUGAAACUUAACCAACAUAGGCAAGUGUUUGCUGCUUACUUCCAGGCAGCUUCAUAUGUCACCAAAGACACAUUGUAAAAAAAAGUGCCAAUUUAUUGUGUUAACAUCAUCUCGCAAACUUCUGUUGUACAUAUUUUAUUUAGUAUUACAUUUUUUUUUGUAUUUUGACCUCUUAAUUGUUGUAGUACUGAACCCUUAUACAGCAUGUAUGAUUGUGUUAGACAAGGUUGUUUACAUAUCACAGUGCAAACAAUAUCAGUGGCUAUAUGAACACUCAUACCUCAAAAUUUUACCUCUGAAGUGUUGAAGGAACAUUUCCUUCCAAUUUUCUUCACUGAGUAUUGUGUAUUUGAUUUGUCUUCAUCUCAGAGUUUUGAUUUUGUACAUAUUUUUUCAUAUUUCAUUAUUUCUGCAACAAGUUAUAUAAAUGGGGACCUCUUUACGGAUCUCUCUAUAUAACAUCAGGAUUAAUUAAACCUAAGUCAUUUGAAAGAUUUAUCAUUGACAAAACUCGCUGAAAAGUAUUCUAUCACAUUAAUUUAAUUAUGUUGUUGAUUAAGAGGUCUGUCAUAUCAAAAUAAGUAUGUCCCAGGACUAGUUUAACAUAGUUUAAAUAGUUUAACAUUACCUUAUGAAGAUUUUUUGUAGAAAUGUUUUGAGCCUGCUAUAUUUAAUUAGGAAAAGGGU
Messenger RNA from Pundamilia nyererei, 5341 nucleotides. RefSeq names its product forkhead box protein O1-A-like. Gene Ontology annotation, biological process: regulation of transcription by RNA polymerase II. The record is from RefSeq and is a predicted model, not a curated record. Gene Ontology annotation, molecular function: RNA polymerase II cis-regulatory region sequence-specific DNA binding; DNA-binding transcription factor activity, RNA polymerase II-specific. NCBI's taxonomy places the organism in Eukaryota, Metazoa, Chordata, Actinopteri, Cichliformes, Cichlidae. Gene Ontology annotation, cellular component: nucleus. The transcript is spliced from 4 exons. The coding region runs from base 227 to 2176 and encodes 649 amino acids.